AUGAGUACUAGAAGUAACAAAGAAAAGGAAACUAAAUCUCUGAUUAAAGAAACGCUCGCCGAGCUCUUUACCGAUGAUGAAUUUAUUAAUAAAUUACUAAAAAACUUUAACGAUAAGGUGGACAAAAAAUUGGAAGAAAUGAACCAGAAAAUUAAAAACAGUGAAAUUCAAAUAAAUAUGUUGGAGCAAAAAAUUGACCAACUUCAGCAAGCAGAAAAACUUAAAAAUAUUUGUAUUUAUGGCAUACCCGAAGAGAAUAAAGAAAAUCUAAAUCUCAAGAUCAUUGAAAAUAUGAAAAUAGCAAAAAUACAAACUAAUAACGAUGAUAUAUUAUCAAGCUACCGAAUAGGAAAAAAAAUGAAAAUCUGA
Brassicogethes aeneus is the source of this 369-nucleotide messenger RNA. The record is from the annotation of a GenBank genome assembly. Lineage: Eukaryota; Metazoa; Arthropoda; Insecta; Coleoptera; Nitidulidae.